AGGCGGCCGCGGUUCAGUCUCGGGCUGUAGGGCGAGGCGGGUGUCUGGAAGCAGUCAUCGCCCAGGUGACAGGAGGUCGGGGAGGUGCCGCCGGGCCUCGUGGGGUGCCAGGCCCGCCCGCUGCAGCCCCCGGGCCCCGCCGCCUCCCUAUCCCUGCCCCCGGGUGGAACCGAAGAAGGUCAGGUCCGCCGCCCCGCCUGUCCUCGCCUUAGGGCGGACGCUGUGUGUGGGUGGCUCACUGUUUAACAUUGACUUCACCCAAGUGCAUUCUCCAUGGCGGCCUCGCAGGUCCCGGGGGAGAAGGUUAACAUCCAGGCAGGAGAGACGGCCAAGGUCGGGGACAGGGACCUGCUGGGGAACGGCUGUCCGCAGCAGGACAGACCACCGCAGCGCUCGUGGAGGCAGAAGUGCGCCUCCUAUGUUCUGGCCCUGCGGCCCUGGAGCUUCAGUGCCUCACUCACCCCGGUGGCCCUGGGCAGUGCCCUGGCCUACAGAUCCCAGGGCGUCCUGGAUCCCAGGCUACUGGUGGGUUGUGCCGUAGCUGUCCUCGCUGUGCACGGGGCUGGCAAUUUGGUCAACACUUACUACGACUUUUCCAAGGGAAUUGACCACAAAAAGAGUGAUGACAGGACGCUGGUGGACCGAAUCUUGGAGCCCCAGGAUGUCGUCCGGUUUGGAGUCUUCCUCUACACCUUGGGCUGUGUCUGUGCUGCUUGCCUCUACUACCUGUCCCCUCUGAAACUGGAGCACUUAGCUCUCAUCUACUUCGGAGGCCUGUCUGGCUCCUUUCUCUACACAGGAGGAAUUGGAUUCAAGUACCUGGCUCUGGGAGACCUCAUCAUCCUCAUCACUUUUGGCCCGCUGGCUGUGAUGUUCGCCUACGCCGUCCAGGUGGGAUCCCUGGCGGUCUUCCCGCUGGUCUACGCCAUCCCCCUCGCCCUUAGCACCGAGGCCAUCCUCCAUUCCAACAAUACCAGGGACAUGGAGUCUGACCGGGAGGCUGGCAUCGUCACGCUCGCCAUCCUCAUUGGCCCCACUCUCUCCUACAUGCUCUACAACACGCUGCUCUUCCUGCCCUACCUGAUCUUCAGCAUCCUGGCCGUGCACUGCAGCAUCAGCCUGGCACUGCCCCUGCUCACCAUUCCCAUGGCCUUUUCCCUUGAGAGACAGUUCCGAAGCCAGACUUUCAACAAACUGCCCCAGAGGACUGCCAAACUCAACCUUCUGCUGGGCCUCUUCUAUGUUUCCAGCAUCAUUCUGGCACCAGCAGGCAGUCUGCCCAAACUCUAAGGGGACCAGUAGCCGCACCCCACAACAUGUCCCCCUUUCUUAGAAUGUGUUGAAGGCAGAGUGGCUGAGGAGGGAAGGUGAUUUGGCAGUGAGGGGCUUAAGGAUGGCUUGUGAACGCCAACCUU
Molecule: messenger RNA, 1415 nt
Organism: Lipotes vexillifer (Yangtze River dolphin)
Lineage: Eukaryota; Metazoa; Chordata; Mammalia; Artiodactyla; Lipotidae
Gene: UBIAD1
Product: UbiA prenyltransferase domain containing 1
Exons: 2
Coding region: 274-1290 (338 amino acids)
Biological process (GO): vitamin K biosynthetic process; menaquinone biosynthetic process
Cellular component (GO): endoplasmic reticulum; Golgi membrane
Molecular function (GO): prenyltransferase activity
Source: RefSeq, a predicted model, not a curated record